AACGGUCAACUCCUCGAACAGCGGUGGAAACCCCAGCGCAGCAGGCCGAGUCCCGCAACCCCUCUGCCUCCCCCUUCCCCUCGCCUCGGCUCCCCUCCCUCCUCGAGAUCUCCAAGGCCACGAGGCCACACCGCUUCGCCGACGCCCGGGGAGAUGGCGGGCUUGGGGAAAGCGAUGUACGCGGUGGGGUUCUGGAUCCGGGAGACCGGCCAGGCCCUCGAUCGCCUCGGCUGCCGCCUCCAGGGCAACUACUACUUCCACGAGCAGAUUUCAAGGCAUCGCACACUCAUGAAUAUCUUUGACAAAGCCCCUCAUGUUCACAAAGAUGCAUUUGUUGCUCCAAGUUCAUCCCUUAUUGGUGAUGUUCAAGUUGGACAAGGAGCUUCAAUUUGGUACGGGUGCGUCUUGAGAGGGGACGCAAACAGCAUUCAAAUUGGAUCUGGGACCAAUAUACAAGACAAUUCUCUUGUGCAUGUGGCGAAAUCUAAUCUAAGUGGGAAAGUCUUUCCAACAAUCAUCGGUGAUAAUGUCACAGUUGGUCAUAGUGCUGUGUUACAAGGAUGCACUGUUGAGGAUGAAGCUUUUGUUGGUAUGGGGGCAACCCUUUUAGAUGGUGUCGUUGUGGAAAAGCAUGGGAUGGUUGCUGCUGGAGCCCUCGUAAGACAGAAUACUAGGAUCCCUUGUGGAGAGGUAUGGGGAGGAAACCCAGCCAAAUUUCUGAGGAAGCUCACCGGUGAGGAGAUUGCUUUCAUCGCAGAAUCGGCUGCCAACUAUUCCAAUUUGGCCAAGGCACAUGCUGCUGAGAACGCCAAGCCUCUUGAAAAGAUUGAGUUUGAGAAGGUGUUGCGCAAGAAGUUUGCUCACCAGGAUGAGGAAUAUGAUUCCAUGAUUGGUGUCACUCGAGAGGUCCCUCCGGAGCUGACGUCCCCCAGUCCUGCCCAAUAGACCUCUGUUUUUGUUUCUGUUCUCAUUGGUGCCUUUAUCGUCUUCUAUUGGACGGUGCUGGACCGUUGAAGGGAACACUGUUCCAUGAAUCAGGCGUUUGUGUUUACUUUCCUCCCCAAUAAUCUUGGGUCGAGCUAUGUUAUAAAGCUGGCCAUGUACUUGUUCCAGCUUCGGUAUUCAGUAUGUUUAAGAUGCGGCUUUCUGGAAAAACGGACCCACUGAACGCACAAGCUUGCAUCGUUUUGACAGGUAA
This is a messenger RNA of Phragmites australis (common reed), 1198 nucleotides long. Its product is annotated as gamma carbonic anhydrase 1, mitochondrial-like. Lineage: Eukaryota; Viridiplantae; Streptophyta; Magnoliopsida; Poales; Poaceae. The record is from RefSeq and is a predicted model, not a curated record. The transcript has 5 exons. The coding region runs from base 154 to 945 and encodes 263 amino acids.